AUUUUUCAUCACACCACCAACCAACCAUUUUUCUCUCUCUCACUUCUUCACUCUUCAACAACAACAACAAUGGCUGCUGCAUUCUCUCCAUCGCAAAUCCUUCUACUCUCCAUUCUCUUCACUGCUCUCACCUCCGCUUCCGCCGAUUUCUACCGCGACGCCGAGAUCACGUGGGGCGACGGCCGCGCCAACAUUCUCGACGGCGGCCGCCAGCUCACUCUCUCUCUCGAUCAAUACUCCGGCUCCGGCUUCCAAUCGAAGAAUGAAUACUUAUUCGGAAGAUUCGAUAUGCAGAUGAAGCUCGUCCCCGGCAACUCCGCCGGAACCGUCACCACUUUCUUCUUGUCGUCACAAGGAGCCGGACACGACGAAAUCGACUUCGAAUUUCUCGGAAAUUCAUCUGGUGAACCCUACACCGUUCACACCAACGUUUACGCCGGCGGCAAAGGCGACAAGGAGCAGCAGUUCCGCCUCUGGUUCGAUCCGACUUCGUCUUUCCACACCUACUCCAUCGUCUGGAACCCCCAACGCAUCAUAUUUAUGGUGGAUAACAUUCCGAUCAGAGUGUUCAACAAUCACGAAGCGAUCGGGACUCCGUUCCCCAAAACGCAGGCGAUGAGGGUUUACUGCAGCUUGUGGAACGCCGACGACUGGGCCACGCAGGGCGGCCGCGUGAAGACUGAUUGGAGCAAGGCGCCCUUCCUCGCCGCCUACCGCAACUUCAACAUCAACUCCGCCGCCUCUGAUUCAGUCAAUAGUGCUGCGACGUGGAAGACGCAGGAGCUUGACGCCCAAGGCAGAAACAGGCUCAGAUGGGUGCAGCAAAAGUAUAUGGUCUACAACUACUGCUCAGAUUCCAAGAGGUUUGCUCAACGGAUUCCACCCGAAUGCAACCGCUCCAGAUUUUGAACCAUUUUUUCAUUCAAUUUUCAUUCAUUCAUUCAUUGAUACCUUGUUUAAAUUGUGUGUUAUUGUGAGUACUAAAGAAAUAGAGGGAAUUUUUCUUCAAAAAAUAAAAUAAAAGUAGAGGGUUUUAAUU
Salvia miltiorrhiza (redroot sage) is the source of this 1039-nucleotide messenger RNA. RefSeq names its product xyloglucan endotransglucosylase protein 1-like. Gene Ontology annotation, molecular function: xyloglucan:xyloglucosyl transferase activity; hydrolase activity, hydrolyzing O-glycosyl compounds. Gene Ontology annotation, biological process: cell wall biogenesis; xyloglucan metabolic process. Lineage: Eukaryota; Viridiplantae; Streptophyta; Magnoliopsida; Lamiales; Lamiaceae. The record is from RefSeq and is a predicted model, not a curated record. The coding region runs from base 70 to 909 and encodes 279 amino acids. Gene Ontology annotation, cellular component: cell wall; apoplast. The transcript is spliced from 3 exons.